Gamsiella multidivaricata is the source of this 621-nucleotide messenger RNA. RefSeq names its product HAD-like domain-containing protein. Lineage: Eukaryota; Fungi; Mortierellomycota; Mortierellomycetes; Mortierellales; Mortierellaceae. Gene Ontology annotation, molecular function: nucleotidase activity. The annotation marks the transcript as partial. The record is from RefSeq and is a predicted model, not a curated record. Gene Ontology annotation, biological process: nucleotide catabolic process; pyrimidine nucleobase metabolic process. The transcript has 5 exons.
GUCUUCUUCUUUGACAUUGACAACUGCCUCUAUCCCAAGGACACUGGUAUCCCAGACAUGAUGCGCCAAAAGAUCGAGCAGUACUUCCAUGACGUCGGAAUUGAAAGCACCCAAGUUCACGAUAUCUCAUAUCGUUACUACAUCGAUUAUGGCCUGGCCAUCCGUGGGCUUGUGGUUCAUCAUCCUGAUGACAAGGUCGAUGGCGCGUUACCGCUGGAAGAUCUUUUACACGAGAACAUUCCUCUCCGUGAUAUGAUAAAAUCCUUGAAUAUCGAGAAAAAAUGGCUCUUCACCAACGCCGGAAAGAACCACGCACUUCGAGUGAUUAAAUGCUUGGGCUUGGAAGGAUGCUUUGAUGGCCUGACAUACUGCGACUAUUUGGAGCCCAACUUUGUUUGCAAGCCUGAGGCAGAAUCAUUCCGCAGGGCCAUGAGAGAUGCAGGCGUUGUUCACGCCUCUAAUUGCUUCCUUGUGGACGACUCGGCAGCGAACGUCGAUAAAGCCUUAGAUCUCGGAUGGACAGCAGUUCAUGUUGCAGACGAUCCAGAGGUCUCCAAUUUUGGUCAUUUUCAAGUCAGCAGUAUUCUGGAUCUGCCCAAUGUCUUGCCACACCUGUGGCAG